GUAACCAAACAUACCCUAAGAAAAGACAUGACUAGCCCUUCUCGUCUCAUUCUGUCGUUUCAAAUCUAUUGAACCAAACGCACCGUUGGAGAGACAAUUCAAAACCCUAUACUAUCAAUUUAACGUUUCAUUCACUUCACUUACAUCAAACUUCUUUCCACCGAUUUAUCAUCUCAAUCACGAUCUUCUUCUCUUCGUUUUGAUUUCUCACUCCGUCGCACUUUCCGAUUUCCAAAAUCUACUUUUGUUUCUCAAUCUUAGGGUUUUCGAAAACCCUAAAACGGUGGAGUAACACAAUUUAAUGGAUUAAUUGUUAAAUUGUGUUCCUUUAGAUUUAUUUCAUACACUAAUGGUAGCGAAUUUAAGCAUUCAUUUGUUCAUUGCUACUCAUCUGUUAUUAAGGCCAAAAUCGAAAUUUUUUUCAACAUGCUAUGGUUUGUCCAAAACGCUACAACAAGGGAUGCAUCCAAAAGUAUACAAACUCGUAGCUCAACUGCUAUAGACCGAGGAAAAUACACGGUGUGGACAAGUGAAAUGGACAGUUGCCUCACUGAUGUGCUUGUGGAGCAGGUGGAAAAAGGGAAUAUAGUGGAUAACAUCUUUUGCAGCAUUUGCAGCUGCACUGAAAGCAUUAAAUGAAAAGUUUGGUAUGCAUAUGACAAAAGGGCAUAUAAAAAAUCGGCCAAGACAUGGAGGAAGCAGUUUGGGGUUUUGAAGGAACUCCUUGCCCAUAGGGGAUUUGUAUGGAAUAAGACGCAAAAGAUGGUUGUUGCUAAUGAUUCAGUUUGGAAUGACUACAUCAAGGAGCACCCUGAUGCCAAGGUUUUCCGAGCAAAGUCCAUUGAAAACUAUGAUAAAUUAUGUAUUAUUCUUGGAAAUGAUCAAUCUAUUGCAAGAUUGUCUGACAAUGUUACAGAAAUUGAUGUACAUUUCACAGUUGAUGACAAGGUUGAGGAGCCAGAUCUUAUCAUUUUGUCUGAAACACAAACUGAUGGAAACCUGACUAAGCACCUCAGGUGGACAGAGGAAAUGGAUCACUGGCUUGGAAAGAUUCUCGUAGAUCCAGUGAGGAAAGGGAUAAAAGUAGAUAAUGUUUUUCGGACAGAAGCAUAUGAAAAGGCUGUUUCCUCCAUGAAAGCAAAAUUUGGGUAUCAUAUAACAACAUUUAACAUUAAAAACCGUCUCAAAACAUGGAACAAACAAUAUGAAAUAGCAAAGGAAAUUCUGUCUCAUACUGGAUUUAAAUGGGACGAAACAAAGAAAAUGAUUAUUGCAAAUGAUUCUACAUGGAUUGACUACGUCCGGACACAUCCAGAUGCAAGGACUUACCGUGCUAGGGUCCUGGAGAACUAUGAGCAGUUCUGCACCAUCUUUGGCCAUUUUAAUGAGCCUUUGCAUCGUAAUGACUCUGAGCCUUGUGAUGAGCCUUUGGAGUUUGAAAGUGUCUGUCCAGUUAACUAUGAUAGCAAUCUUAAAGAUAUAAUGAAGCAUAUGAGGUGGACAAGUGAUAUAUUAUGGACAGCUGUUUAAGUGAAAUUCUUGUGCAGCAAAUUAAACUUGGUAACAAAAGCAGAUUUGACCACAAACUAAAACCUGCUGCAUUGGAAGCUGUUGCGCUGGCUAUUAAUGAAAAGUUUAAGCUUUAUUUGAAAUAUCAUAUUAAAAAUCGUCUUAAAACAUGGAAGAAACAAUAUGAUAUUCUGAAAGAAGUUCUGCGCCAGAGCGGAUUUGAAUGGGAUGAAAACAGAAAAAUGGUCAUUGCAAAUGACUCUUUGGAAUGAAUAUAUUAAGAUAAAUCCUGAUGCUCGAAUUCUUAAAGGACGGAUUAUCUGAAACUAUGAGGAACUGUGCAUAAUCAUAGGUCACAUUGAUCCACCAGGUAUGACCACUACUCGUGCUAAGUGCUAACAUGUGUAUGACUACAGAUGAUAAUGUUACGGAAGUUCAAGAUACAAAUCAGUAUCACCAAGGAACUGACAUUACAACGGAAAAAGGAAAGAGUGUCACAUGGACAGAUGAAAUGGAUCUUUGCUUGACAGAGCUGCUUGUGAAGCAAGUGAUGUUGGGAAACAAGCUUGAGAAAAAUUUCAAGACCUCAGCUUACAUAGCUACUCUAGCAGUUCUAAAUGAUAGAUUUGACCUAAAUUUAACAAUAGAAAACAUUAAAAGCAGGUUGAGAACAUGGAGGAAGCACUAUGUCCUUAUGAAGCAGUAUGUCCUUAUGAAGGAAAGCAGGUUGUAUUUUGUUUGGUUCAGUUGCUUCCAACUGCAGCCACAACCACAUAGUGUGCAUCUUUGUCCUAAAUCCUAAUCAUUGCUCAAUAGUGUGCCUACUCGGACACACCCGCACGGUGCACCAUAUCUAAGUAUAUAUAUGUGUUUCUAUAUAUUCCUGACUAUAAAUCAUAUCUAAGUAUAUCUGUAUGUGUUCGUAUAUGUUCCUGAUUAAUCAUUGGCCUGUGUUAAUUCAGAAACAUCGUGAUGCUAGGCGUCUGCGGGACAAAAGAAUAGAGAAGCCUUAGCAUUACAGAGAUUUAGAUCCUCAGGCCUUAGCAUGAAUGGGAGUAACUAUAGAAUAUUGAUUGUAGACUAUAUUGUUAUAAAAUGCAGAUAUGGAUGUGUUUUAACAGAGUUUUAGGUCCUCAGGCCAAUUUUUCACAAGAUAAGGGUUGUGUUGAAACUUGAGAAAGUGAAGACCAUGUGCACAGAUUCCCACAUUCACUGUACAUGGCCUGACAAAUUUUACGCUACAAAUGUUUUUGCUCCUAACUCCAUAUAAUAAGUAUUUAAUUUUAAAAGCUCACUUCAUUGAAUCCUGGUGAAUCUACUUUUUUAGA
Molecule: messenger RNA, 2837 nt
Organism: Trifolium pratense (red clover)
Lineage: Eukaryota; Viridiplantae; Streptophyta; Magnoliopsida; Fabales; Fabaceae
Product: L10-interacting MYB domain-containing protein-like
Exons: 5
Coding region: 763-1530 (255 amino acids)
Source: RefSeq, a predicted model, not a curated record